This is a messenger RNA of Cannabis sativa, 603 nucleotides long. RefSeq lists its product as uncharacterized. Lineage: Eukaryota; Viridiplantae; Streptophyta; Magnoliopsida; Rosales; Cannabaceae. The coding region runs from base 1 to 603 and encodes 200 amino acids. The transcript is spliced from 2 exons. The record is from RefSeq and is a predicted model, not a curated record.
AUGGCUGAAAAUCUAGAAAAUGUUAAUAUUCCACAUGGGGAAACUAAUCAUCGAUCUGGGAAAGAGCCCAUGGGCUCCAGAAGGUCUACCAACCCGCGGUCCAGAUGGACCACCGGUUCUGUUAUGACUCAACGUGAGGGUGGCCCUAGCACACGGACCACACGUUCUCAGAGGACCCAACCCAAUGGGACAAAUGCUCAAAAUCAACCUAAACCUGGAGUGAGAAGACCUCAAGGUAGGCCUCGUGGCUCACAAACCAGGAGACAGGAAGAUGCCUGGGAAGAACAACCCAGGGAAAAUGAGAUAUCCCCUAAAAAUCAGAACGAACAACCAGAUGGAAGGAAACCAGAAACUGAUGAACGAGAAAUUUCUCAUGACAAUGAGGAGGAUCUUGGGACUCAAUCAGGAGAACGUAGGUCACCUGCGAGAAAUCACCAACGUUCUUCCCAAACCCAUAGAGUGAGGACUCGUAUAGACCCUAAUGGGGGAAAUACAACGAACUGCACUCAGGGGGAGAGAACAGAGCAUGAAGAAGCUAGCGUAACCUUAAGGCGGUCAAGAACCCACAGUCAAUCAACUCGAAGAGGCAAAAGUACUCAAUGA